AUGGUAGCAGCUGUCAACAUUACCGAAAAUGAGUACCACGACGCUCUCGCUGAUAUGAGAGAUUUGGGUAGAAGGCGUGCCGUGGACAAUUGCUUGAAAGAGUAUGACGUUGACAUUAUACUUGGACCUGGAGAUAGUAGGAUCAAUGAGCUCUACGCAACCACCGGCUACCCGAUGGCAGUCGUACCUCUUUCCUACGCGCGCUUCAACGGCAGACCACUCGGAAUGUGCGCUGUUUCCACCGCAAACCAAGAGGGCCUCCUCAUCCAGUUCAUGAGCGCCUGGCAAGCUCAUUUCAACACUGAGAGGCAGCUACUUACAUGGAUUGGAGGUGAUCCCGAUCAUGUCACCAAGAGAGAGCUCUGA
This is a messenger RNA of Cordyceps fumosorosea ARSEF 2679, 366 nucleotides long. Its product is annotated as Amidase signature domain protein. The record is from RefSeq and is a predicted model, not a curated record. Lineage: Eukaryota; Fungi; Ascomycota; Sordariomycetes; Hypocreales; Cordycipitaceae. The transcript has a single exon. The coding region runs from base 1 to 366 and encodes 121 amino acids.